Messenger RNA from Conger conger (European conger), 3227 nucleotides. RefSeq names its product CASP8 and FADD-like apoptosis regulator. The transcript has 11 exons. The coding region runs from base 585 to 2024 and encodes 479 amino acids. Gene Ontology annotation, biological process: negative regulation of extrinsic apoptotic signaling pathway via death domain receptors; proteolysis. Gene Ontology annotation, molecular function: cysteine-type endopeptidase activity; protein binding. NCBI's taxonomy places the organism in Eukaryota, Metazoa, Chordata, Actinopteri, Anguilliformes, Congridae. The record is from RefSeq and is a predicted model, not a curated record.
UCCUGGUGAUAGGUAUUCACUUUGUACUUCACAGCUUGGAAUUAAUUGUUUAUGGUCCCUUGCAUGGUUAGAUAGUUUGAUAAAGUUACCUUGAUAGUUUUAAAUCAUAGCCUCACCAAUUCGUUAGAUGGCUAAAUGCAGGCUAUGUCUUCUAAUGUAGGCUACUGAAAGUUAAUUUUAAAAACACUCAUUAGAGACACUUAUUUACUUGUUCAAAUUCCUUUUAAUACAUGCGUAUGAAUACUCACUUUUUAUUAUGUAGGCUAGUCUAUGCUAACCUAUCAUACACAAAACCUACAGUAUGGGCUACACCUACAUGAAUGAUCACUUGUCGAAAGCCCAGCGAAGCGAAACUUUCGUUUCUCCAGUAAUGCGUCAUCAGUUCAGCAUGGGAUAAGCGUAUUUAAAGCAUCCGAUUCAUGCAUUUCCGUCUUGCGUAGCUGGUCUCGUUUAGAGAGUUACCUCUCACGGAUUGAUGCUCAUUGCGAUCAAUUGCAAGGGCACAUCAAGAUAGAGGCACUGAAAGCACCAGUUUGAUCAUAUUAAGUAGAGCACAAGACUACAAUCUACAAACAAAUUACAGGAUGGCGGCCGGACAGUUGUCUCAGGCGAUUAAUCAAAUCUCAGAGGAGCUCAGCUUGGACGAGUGCCGGAGGCUACUGUACUUGUGCGGAGACCUGCACCCGCACUGGUCUGUGGAGGAUGUGAGAGGGAUGUUCAGGCUUAAAAUGAACUGCCAGGAGGUGGACCAGAUGUUUCUGCUGGAACUCAUGCUUCGGCUGAGGCGGUUUGACAUUUUGAGGAAGGUGCUGCGGACAAACAGACAGGAAGCUGAGGCAAUGUUAGGAAGGGGACACGUUGUUUCGGAAUACAGAGUGCUGAUGUCUGACAUAAGUCAAAACAUGGGUAAAAAGGACUUGAGCUCCGUCAUAUUCUUACUCAGUGGCAAGGUGCCCAGAGGACAGUUGGAAAAAGCUACAAGUUUCCUGGAUGUGGUGGUGGAGUUGGAAAUGCUAGACAAGGUUUCCAGCGACAAGGUGGAUCUAAUAUACGAAUGUCUAAGAACUGUCCGCAGGCUGGACUUAGCAAAGAAGGUGCAGCUGUACCAGAUGAGAGAUGGGGGUGAAAUGCCGCAGCUAAGUUAUACUGUCAAAAGAUCAGUGGAAAAACAGCAGUGUCUGAGGAAGAUUCCGUGCUAUGCAUUGUUCCCACCUCAACCCCCCACUUCUUCUUCUGCCACGUGCCAUUGGUCACCUAAACCCCAAGCUCCAGGGAACAUUACAUUUGCAGUGCCUGAAACUGGAAGACAAUUUUGUCAGGCCCCUGUGGAGGCUUACAGGAUGCGGGCGGAGCCCCGGGGUGUCUGCCUGAUCAUAGACUGCGUGGGAAGUGAUGGCGACAUGCUGGAGCAGACGUUCAGGCAGCUGCACUUCAGGGUCAUCCUGCAUAAGUGGCUGAGUGUGGGAGAGACCCUGUCCGUCCUGCGGGAGGUGUCCAGAUCGGGGGAGCACCGGGGGGCCGACGCCUUUGUCUGCUGCGUCCUCAGCCGGGCCACGCCCACCGGCCUGCUGGCCACCGGGUGCCAGGGCCCGGGGCUGAGCUUCGACGCCGUCAGGCAGCUCUUCACCACGGAGGCCUGCCCCUGGCUGGCAGGGAAGCCCAAGCUCUUCUUCAUCCAGAGCUAUGGCCUCCCCGGGCCCCACGGCUGCUCCGGGUUCAGCGACGAGGACCUGGAGACGGACCAGCCGGCCGAGGCCCUGUGCGCGGAGACUGUCCCUGAGGACGCCGACGUGGUGUGGAGCCUGUGUAGGACAGACGCGCAACAGCUGGAGAACAGCACACACCGCUCUGUGUAUGUGCAGUCACUGAGCAGCGCCCUGCUGAAAGGACAAAGCAGGGGGAUGCACCUUGUGGACAUCCACACAGAAGUGAACAGAGUAAUGUAUGACCAUAACCAGAAGCAUCAGCGAGAAACGUAUCACAUAAGCUUGCGACACACACUGAGGAAGAACCUCUUUAUAUGAAACUGGAUUCACAAAGCGGACUGGAUUUACAAAGACACACAUGUAAUACAAACGGCUCCGGACUAGGGAGUAGACAAUUUGCAGAGAAUCAGGAGAUGCACAGAUACGGAGAGACAGGUGCGAACACUUCGCUGAAACUAAGCAAGUAAUCAGUGAUAGAAUAGGGAGGCGGAGUUACAGAACAGAAUUGAAACUGGAGAUGCGUUAGUAAGUUAGUUAAGUGAUUUAAAUUACAAAUACCCAAAACUAGUGAAUGUUAGGCAACGGGGGCAACGGGGGUCUCGGAGGGUUCUCGCAGGGAACAAGGGGUCUUGGAGGGUUAUCGGGGGGAACAUGGGGUCUCAGGCGAGCACGGGCCCUGGGUCUCUUUCUUCUUGACCUGGAGGGGUCUGGAGCCCAAGUCAGCGCAUGGGCCGGGGCCAGAGCCUGGGACUGGGCCAGACAUGGUGCAGGGGUCAGACGAACGGAGCGGAACGGGGCUUCUCCGGGCAUAAGAGGCUCGGGGGCCCGAGACGGGCAGUCCUCGGGCAGACGGGGCUCGGAACCCGGAGACAGGUACUGGGGUAGAAGUGGAAGCUGGAACUGGUGUGGUUCUGGAAGCUGGGUCAGGAGUGGAGGGUAGGUUAUUGAUAAGAAAGGAAAUUGGAUAUGGCCGGGUCCAAGGAGCUUGGCCUGGAUCGCUGUGAGUUGGGCAGUGAUCUGCUCCAGCCUCCACAUGCGGGCCAAGUGAAUGGAAGAGUCGUGCGCCAUAUCCCAGGGGGUGGGGUCCGCUGGUUCCAUGUUGGCUAGUUCGUUCUGUUAUGCCGGGGGGAACAGAAGAACCAAAAGCAGGCAGGACCGGAAAUCCAAUAAACAAAUUACAAGAAUAAUGAUAAUAACGAAUAUAACGACUAACAGACAGAACACAGGAACAUAACACAGAAUUUUCAUGACGAGUGGAAAACGUUUUGAAGUUUCUCGAAAACAACACUAAAUCGGACACAAAGUUUGCCCAGUUUGCAUGAAACCUGGUAUAAAAACUGUAUUUUCUUAGAAGAUUCCCUGACACAGCAAUAUUCUCUCUUAUAUGUUAUCUUUUUAUAUAGUAAGAUAUUUAAUAAUUUCAUUCUAUGGAAGCAUAUGCUACUUUAUUAUAUACUAAGAAUACUUAAUAAUAAAAUGUAAAUGGAAUUUUAUUCAUUGCAUUAAAAUAUUUUAAAUAAA